AUGUCUGGAAGUACACCUUACCGCGAUGCUCGGUCAAUAUCGACGGCUGAGGGAUUCCUAUGUGGCGGUCUUGCAGCAUGUAUGGCGGUGACUGUGUCAAAUCCUGCAGAAGUUGCGAAGACCCGUCUUCAGCUUCAAGGGGAAUUGGCGAAAGAAGGUGUCAAGAAGGUUUACAACAAUGCACUUGACGUGUUUGGAAAAACGUGGAAGAACGAAGGCAUAAAAGGCUUGCAACGAGGUCUCGGUCCCGCUUAUGCAUACCAAAUUCUUUUGAACGGCUCACGGCUAGGGUUUUAUGAGCCUUUUCGCCAUGCCUUGAAUAGAUUCAUCGGCCGCUCGGCCGAAGACCAGAUACCCUUUACAUCUGUGAUCGCUGGAGCCUCUAGUGGGGCGGUUGGAGCCUCCCUUGGAAACCCCUUAUUUCUAAUCAAGGCCCGAAUGCAGGCAUUCUCCCCGGCGCUACCUGUGGGCGCUCAACACUUCUACAAAAGCUCUUUUCAUGCGCUUGCGACAAUAUUUCAUGCUGAAGGUGUUCGGGGACUAGUUCGAGGAAUAGACGCUGCUAUUCUUCGAACUUCGAUGGGAUCGUCUGUUCAAUUACCCAGCUAUAUUUUUGCGAAGAACCAACUGGUAAAGCAUGACAUCUUACCAGCCAACAGCACAUGGACUUUUUUGGCAAGCAGCAGUAUCUCUGGGGCGUGUGUCUGUGUUGUUAUGCAACCUGCUGAUACGGCUUUGACACGCAUGUAUAACCAACCCACCAUCCUGGGUCCAGAUGGCAAGACAAGAGGGGCUCUGUACAAGAAUCCCAUAGACUGUCUGUGGAAGACGUUUAAAGCAGAAGGCGUUCGAGGUUGGUACAAAGGAUCCACGGCCCAUUUUUUACGCAUUGCUCCGCACACGAUCAUUACUCUAACAAUGAACGACAUUAUUAUCGAUCUCUACAAGACAGCAAAGUAUGGCCGCAAGGACGAGCCAUAA
Messenger RNA from Laccaria bicolor S238N-H82, 981 nucleotides. RefSeq lists its product as uncharacterized. Lineage: Eukaryota; Fungi; Basidiomycota; Agaricomycetes; Agaricales; Hydnangiaceae. The coding region runs from base 1 to 981 and encodes 326 amino acids. The record is from RefSeq and is a predicted model, not a curated record. The transcript is spliced from 12 exons.